CAAAAUAAAGAGAAGAAGAUGUUCAACUUACUAAAUAGAAUGCCAGUUCUGAGAAUUAAAGAUUUGGAAAAAAAUAUGCUAAAUUGCAUAGAUAUAUUUCAAAAACAUGUACAAACCAAGACUAAAGAUCAAGUGAUUAAAAAUCAAAUAAAAGAAGUCAGGAAACAAUGUUUAGAAUUUCACCAAUUUGCUGAAAAGUCUAUCAAACAUAAUGAAAUUUUGUCUAAUUAUAUUAUUGAAUUUCAAUCGAUUAUCAAAGUUAUUAAGAACAAACCAAUUCCCGAUGAAGAAAUGAUUGAAAAACUUGAAUUAUUGUUGUCUGCGACUGAAAAAAAACGAAGCAUCAAAAGAAUUAUGCAACCAAAUCUGCAAAAUUAUUCUUAA
This is a messenger RNA of Dentiscutata erythropus, 384 nucleotides long. The record is from the annotation of a GenBank genome assembly. NCBI's taxonomy places the organism in Eukaryota, Fungi, Glomeromycota, Glomeromycetes, Diversisporales, Gigasporaceae.